Pecten maximus is the source of this 6128-nucleotide messenger RNA. Its product is annotated as ADP-ribosylation factor GTPase-activating protein 2-like. Lineage: Eukaryota; Metazoa; Mollusca; Bivalvia; Pectinida; Pectinidae. Bases 39 to 1748 code for a protein of 569 amino acids. The transcript has 16 exons. Gene Ontology annotation, biological process: COPI coating of Golgi vesicle. Gene Ontology annotation, molecular function: GTPase activator activity. The record is from RefSeq and is a predicted model, not a curated record.
CUGGGCGAUCAUGUGACUCAUAAGAAAACGUCACCAAAAUGGCAGAUCAGCCGUCGAAGUCAGAUAUCCAAACAAUUUUCAAGAGAUUACGAUCUGUACCAACAAAUAAGCAAUGCUUUGACUGUGGUAGCAACAACCCAACAUGGGCGAGUGUGACUUAUGGAGUGUUCCUGUGUAUUGACUGCUCAGCCACCCAUCGUUCAUUGGGUGUCCAUGUUACCUUCAUCCGGUCCACUCAGCUGGACACCAGCUGGACAUGGCUCCAGCUCAGGGCCAUGCAAGUGGGAGGCAAUGCCAAUGCUACGGUCUUUUUCCGACAGCAUGGAUGUACAACAUCUGAUUCCCAGCAAAAGUACCACAGCAGGGCUGCAAUGAUGUAUAAGGAGAAGCUACAGUCUCUCGCCAAUAAUGCCAACAGAUUACAUGGCACAAAGCUGAUCCUUGACUCCAGUAACCAAGGACACAAGCUCCACAUAGACAGCCAUGACCCAACCUCCCCUGUCAGUAAGGAAGUCGACUUCUUUGAUGAACACACAGACUCGCUAGAUUCGACACCUGCUCCCACACCUAUUAGUGACAAUGCCAAACUGUUUGCCUCCACAGCUCCCCAGCCCAUUAAGAACGGAAAUUCAAACAAGGAAAUAGACCCAUCGGAAGGUCCCAGCGUGGAGGCAGCCUUGAGCAUGUCCCCAACCCAGGCAGCAGCCCACGCAGAGCCGAGGAAGUCCAUCAUUGGUGCCAAGAAACCUGCAGGGGCACGCAAAGGGAAGAAAGGUAUGGGAGCCCAGAGAGUAAAGGCUAACUUCAAUGAGAUCGAAAGCCGUGCACAGCAGCUGGACCAGGAGAGAGAAACACUAGCAGCCAAUCAGGCGAUAGUAGAGGCUCGCACGAAGGAGGAGCAGGAGAAACAGAUGGCUUCAAUGCGAUUAGCCUACAAAGAUAUGAGUUUACAGAGGAAGAAGGAGGAGGAGAAACUGAAGGCUACAGAUCCCAAGAAAGCUGCACAGUAUGAGCGGCUAGGCAUGGGCUUCGUGGGUAACAGAGAGUUCAGUCAUUCUGCCAUAUCAGAUAUGCAGACUUUCGAACAAUCUCAACCAAACAAGUCUUCAAGCAAUUCAAAUGGUGCUGACCGCUAUGACAGGAAACCUGCCCGAUCCAAGAACUUCUUUGAUGAAGAAUUAGAUUCAAUGGGAUUUUCAUCUUCAUCUUCAAAAUACGACAGUCCUUUUGGUGAGGAGAAGGAUUCGUUCAGCAGUUGGGGCAGUAAUAACAAGUCUGGCAGCUGGGAUAUAGACCGAUUUGAGUCUAAACAGCAAAGCUUUUCUGAAACCUUGUCAUCCUCAAGGGAUGAUGACAGCGGAGAGAUCGAGGAGGAUGAGAGUCAGGGUGAUGUAGAUGAGGGACCUAGCCGAAGUAGGAAGGCUUACGACUACAACACAUCUACAAGUACCUCUGACGAGGCCCAGAAAAAAUUCGCGGGUGCCAAGUCUAUAUCAUCUGACCAGUUUUUUGGUAAUAAGGAUAUGGAUUUUGCGAUGAAACAGAAUAUGUCUAGAUUUGAGGGGAGCUCAAGUAUAUCCAGUGCAGAUUUCUACGGAGAAUCAUCAAGUAAACGUUCACAGAACUACAACAAUACUGGACCCGACUUCCAGGACAUUAAGGAUGGUGUGAAACAAGGAGUGACCAAAGUGGCCGGCAAACUCUCUACACUAGCUAACGGAGUGAUGAACUCUCUACAGAAAAAAUGAUUUCCUCGUAGAAAUAUAGAACUAAAGCCUAGACUACAAACCAGGAGAAAUAUGGAAGUUAAUGGCCGGUAGGAGAUAUUAACUACAGACCUUUUGUAUGGGAGUUGGUUCUCAUCAUUAAACUCAACAACACAUCAGAUCUAAUCAAGAUUGCACGACUAUUUACUCUUGACUCUGGACUGUCAGUGGAUCAGACCAGCCAUUGAGGGGACGACUAGUCAUCAUUUCCCACAGGGCAUGAUUGUCCGCUCUGGACUGUCAGUGGAUCAGGCCAGCCAUUGAGGGACGACUAGUCAUCAUUUCCCACAGGGCAUGAUUGUCCGCUCUGGUCAGUGGAUCAGGCCAGCCAUUGAGUAGAUGACUAGUCACCAUUUCCCACAGGGCAUGAUUGUCCGCUCUGGACUGUCGGUGGAUCAGACCAGCCAUUGAGGGACGACUAGUCAUCAUUUCCCACAGGGCAUGAUUGUCCGCUCUGGACAGUCGGUGGAUCAGACCAGCUAUUGAGGGGUGACUAGUCACCAUUUCCCACAGGGCAUGAUUGUCCGCUCUGGACUGUCGGUGGAUCAGACCAGCCAUUGAGGGGUGACUUGUCAUCAUUUCCCACAGGGCAUGAUUGUCCGCUCUGGACAGUCAGUGGAUCAGACCAGCCAUUGAGGGGGUGACUUGUCACCAUUUCCCACAGGGCAUGAUUGUCCGCUCUGGACUGUCAGUGGAUCAGACCAGCCAUUGAGUGGAUGACUAGUCAUUUCCCACAGGGCAUGAUUGUCCGCUCUGGACUGUCAGUGGAUCAGACCAGCCAUUGAGGGUUGACUAGUCACCAUUUUCCACAGGGCAUGAUUGUCCGCUCUGGACUGUCAGUGGAUCAGACCAGCCAUUGAGUAGAUGACUAGUCAUCAUUUCCCACAGGGCAUGAUUGUCCGCUCUGGACUGUCGGUGGAUCAGACCAGCCAUUGAGUGGAUGACUAGUCAUUUCCAACAGGGCAUGAUUGUUUACUGUGAGCCCUGGAGUGUCAGUGGAUCAGACCAGCCAUUGAGUGGAUGACUAGUCAUCAUUUCCCACAGGGCAUGAUUGUCUGUUCUGGACUGUCAGUGGAUCAGACCAGCCAUUGAGUGGAUGACUAGUCAUUUCCAACAGGGCAUGAUUGUUUACUGUGAGCCCUGGAGUGUCAGUGGAUCAGACCAGCCAUUGAAGGGAUGCAUGUGACUAGUCGCCAUUUCCCUUGGAGGAUUUGUCCGACAGAGCUAUCUAUCUCGACCGCAACUUGUGUAAUGCUAUAUCUGUAACACUGAGGAAACCAUCAUCACCAUGUUGCCAUAUUACCUAUAAGAUAAUUUAAUUUGAAUCCAGAAAUUCAGUGGCUAUACCGUCGCCAUAUAUGUAAUUUAGGAUCAUGUGACUUCGUCAUAUACUGCAAUCCAGGGCAUUGUAAUUUGGGCAGUGUGCAAAAUGAUGAUGACUGGACUAGCUAUGGUGUGUUGAGAGAACUGGUCCUCUACUCUCCUAUUUUCUGCAGCAUUCAUUCUAGCCUGCUGCCGUUAAACAUGACAGCGAAAACCUCAUUUUCAAGUACGAAUGAAGGUCGUCGGCGACAGGCACAGUAGGAUCACUAGAAUUAGGACAUUAUUUAUCAGUGUUAUCGUGAGUGAAUGACAAUGUGUGCGAGGUGCAGACGACAUGUGAGAGUUAUCUCGGAAUGAAGGCAGUACAUUAACGGGUUGGGUUAUAUAUAUACAUAUAUAUAAGACCUCAGUUCAGACAUUUGUGCGAAGGCUUGUUGAUAUUAUGCCUAGAACUUGUUCAGUCUGUAAAUAUUAUUCUGGCUUUGAUCUUAAGUGUCUGGUGAUUAUAUUUGUUAUGUAAUCCCUAAACCUAUAUAGUAAUCAAUAGGUAUAUUGUAAAAUCUAAACACACAAGCGCUCAUUUCAACAACAUGUUACUAAAACUGGACAAAAAUGAAAUAUUGAUGAAUUAUUUUUAUUUAUUCCUCAUUUCAACCACUAGUACUGGACAAAAAUGAAAUAUUGAUGAAUUAUUUUUAUUUAUUCCUCAUUUCAACUGCUAGUACUGGACAAAGAUAAAAUAUUGAUGAAUUAUUUUUAUUUAUACCUGCCUGCUUUCCUUAUUAGACGGAGGAUUUUUUCACCAUUUUUUGUGGAAUCUGUUUUCAUAUGCCUGUCAGAGAUGUGAGCUGACAGGCACAUGCACGGUGUCAACGGAAUACGAUGUUAUUUCAGCUGCCAUUAACUGCAAUCUUAGAAAUUUAUCGUCGGGAAAUCUCUGAGACUUACAUUAAUCAUUAUCAUGGUACCUUUAUUUUGGCAGACAGAAUAUAUAGAUAUGUCUUCUUGGCUUGGGAUGGGUAGAUCUGGCCCCCAGUACAAAUGAUGUGAUAUAUUAUAUUAUGAGAGAGCGAGAGAGUGUAACAGUUAUGACCGAUUCUGUUGAGUAUUUGUUUCAAGAAUUAAUAUUGCAGUCAGUAAUUUGGGUGUUUUUUUGUUGUUUUUUUUUUCAAACUGGUUGCUUGUGUGUAAGUGAUAAAUUGUCAGGGAACAGAUCAUGUUAUAACAGUUAAUAUGUUAUUUUCAUUGUGUAAUGAUAGACAUACAUCCAUGUUAUUUUCAUUAUUUUUUUUCCUUUGAAAACAUCUAGGGAGUUAUCUCCCUUCCAAGUCAUUACCUCAUACUUUCCUUGAAAAAUAAAUUUGUGUUUUAACUUUUAUUAUAUUAUUUAAUAUACUAGAGAUCAUUUCUACAUCAUAUGAUUGGUUAAGAUUCACAGAUGAGCUUUAAUUUGUGUCUGUAAGUAACUUAAUUAAAAUUAAAAAAAAUAAUACUGCAGAAAAGAAGGAUGUGGAACGCACUGCAAUAGAUUCAAACUUAGUGCGCUUCGUUAGACUUUAUAGGCAAAUUGACAUGUCAUAGUUAAAUUCUGUUCAGUGCUAUUUCUGUUCCUGCUAUUUGUACAGAUGAUAAUUAGAUACACCAGCUGGAAAAGUUGGAAGAUUUGAAAACAUUAUAAUAUUAUGCAUUUUCAAAUCCAAGCCGGAUUUGCUUUAUUUCAUGACCUAGCAUUAAUACAACCUAAUUAAAGAUAUUAGGUCAAGGACAUCCGGCAUUAGGUCAAGAAGGUUGUUAAAUGCAUUUACUCGUCUGAACAUCUCCAUUGUUUCAUUAAUACAAGUUGUGAUUUCUCUAGUGGUUCCUCGAGUUACCACAUACAUGUAUGAUAUAUGCUGCCCAAUUGACAUCAGAUUUGUGGCUAAAUUUGAAGGGUCGACUAAACAUGUUGCGAGAGAUUCGUUUGCAAGUUGAUGUAGAUUUGUUUACAAGUUGAUGCAAGAUUUUAACAUAUGUUACUUAAUAUGACAUUUAUUUCACUAAAUUGAUUUCUUUGAAGAGAUUUAAGAUAUAUUUAUAUGUGUUAAAGCCUAUAUCUAAAACAUAAGAUUUUCCAGGUUUUGGAAACCAUUCCUUGCCGUUUAUACCGUAUUCAGAAAGGUGAAGGGCAUUCUUAGCCUGAUGUUGGUGACAUAAUAUUUUGCUAAAAUGGAAUUUCAAGUCCCUUUCUCGUGAUAUUUGCUUUCAAAUUAUCAUGUCAGAAAGGUAAAUGAUGUUGUAGGUUCGACCAUUAGUGCAAGGGGACGUGUUAAAUUCUCGACUAAGAAUCGUGAUGGUGUAACAGAUGGAAGCCUAUGACUUACUAAGAUCUGUUAUUGUCUGAUUAGAAUGUGUGCGAGGUGGUCGUCCUACAUGCUGUGUAAUAUACAGAUUUUUACUUCACUGUUCAUGUUGGCUGACAUUGUAUUAGUAAUGUAAGUUUCGAUCCACCUGCAGGAAAAAUAUCCACAUUCAGAAAAUCUCAAAUAGUAGGAAUUUUCAGACUUAAAGAUGUAUGCUACCUUACUGUAAUGUGUACUUUCUAUACAAAAGAGUUCCACAUGUCUUGUAUAUUUCUGAUAAAAUUUUCAAAUUCAUAUUGUAAAGUUAAUGACAGGCAUACAUACGUAUGCACAUUCAAACAUGGAAUAUGUGACAAUAAUUUAAUAUGUGUAUUGUUAAUGUUUUAAGACACUAUUGCGAUAAGUAGUUAGGUAGCAUCUACCAAGCAUAACAUCCUACUAUGUACAAUACUUGUCCAGAAAAUUUCCUGUCAGCAGAACAUGUAAAACAUGGGUUUAAAAACACAAGUGUUAACUGUCUGGUCAAAAUUGACCAAAGCAUUUUUUUUCUGUACAUACAUGGGUCUAUUAGUUGUGAUGCUCAGUUUGGACCAGACAGUUGAUACAAGCUUAAGCUGUACUCUAAAUUAAAAUUUAAUUUGUAAGAUGGUGAAUAUGGAGAAUAUCUGUUAUAUGGUAAAAUAAAUAACUUUCUACAGAA